Messenger RNA from Manihot esculenta (cassava), 845 nucleotides. RefSeq names its product probable glutathione S-transferase. Bases 58 to 768 code for a protein of 236 amino acids. Lineage: Eukaryota; Viridiplantae; Streptophyta; Magnoliopsida; Malpighiales; Euphorbiaceae. Gene Ontology annotation, cellular component: cytoplasm. Gene Ontology annotation, biological process: glutathione metabolic process. The record is from RefSeq and is a predicted model, not a curated record. The transcript is spliced from 2 exons. Gene Ontology annotation, molecular function: glutathione transferase activity.
CAAGUUUUUUGAGAAAAAGAUAAGACACAAGUGAGGAGGUGAGCUGCUGUGUCUGUGAUGGAGAAUCAAGAGGUGAUAUUGCUGAGUGCAUGGUUCAGCCCAUAUGCUCUCAGAGUUCAAUGGGCUCUGAAGCUGAAGGGAAUCCCAUUUCAAAUUGUGGAAGAAGAUCUACGUAAGAAGAGUCAUCUUCUUCUGAAGCACAACCCUGUGAACCAGAAAAUUCCUGUGCUUCUUCAUCAGGGAAAAGCCAUUGUUGAUUCAUUAAGCAUAAUUGAGUAUAUUGAUGAGACUUGGAAUCAUAGUCCUUUGUUAAUGCCUCAGGAUCCUUAUGACAAAGCCAUGGCUCGCUUCUGGGCUGAUUUCAUUGAACAAAAGCUGCACAAAGCUAUAAGGAGAGCAAAAGUGUUCAAAGGAGAGAAGAAAGAAAGAGAAGUGAAGCAAGCAAAAGAAGCAUUAAAAAUUCUUGAUGAGAUGGUGAAGGGAAAGGAGUUCUUUGGAGGAGACUCAGUUGGAUUCCUAGACAUAGCAUUAGGGUGGAUCACAUUGACCCUUGGAGUUUUUGAAGAACUUGCUUGUGUUACAGUAUUUGACUCUGAAAAAUACACUCAUCUUCACAAAUGGAUGAUUAAAUUUGUGGAGCUGCAACUCAUCAAGGAGACUCUUCCACCAAAGGACAAGUUGCUAAGUGUUCUUCAAAGCUAUGGCCACACUUCACUUGCUCCACUUUCCACAAAAUCAUUUAAUCUAAUUAAAUUGUUAAUUGAAUAAUAAUUGUUGCUUAAAGAUAUAAAAUAAGUAUAGUUUUAUAAUGUCCACACUCACGUAAAAAAUAUUUUCAAUUUUUA